Lycium ferocissimum is the source of this 1571-nucleotide messenger RNA. Its product is annotated as protein HYPER-SENSITIVITY-RELATED 4-like. The record is from RefSeq and is a predicted model, not a curated record. Bases 99 to 1412 code for a protein of 437 amino acids. Gene Ontology annotation, molecular function: ATP binding; ATP hydrolysis activity. Lineage: Eukaryota; Viridiplantae; Streptophyta; Magnoliopsida; Solanales; Solanaceae. The transcript has 3 exons.
CCCGCCAAGAAUAACUAAAAUCCUAUGUAAACAUCAUAUUACAACACCCCACCCGACCCCCUUCCCCACCACCCCAAACUCCUGCAAUUUCAAGAAUAAUGGAGUUAUUCGAAACGAUGCCUUCUUCUAAGUCAAUUUUAACAGCAGCAACUUCUCUCACUGCUUCAGCAAUUCUCUUCCGAUCAAUAACUAGUGAUCUUAUACCAGAACAACUCCAGCUCUUUUUUUCUUCACGUUUUCAAAAACUAUCGAACCGCCUUUCGUCACAGUUAAUUGUUGUGAUAGAAGAGUGUGAAGGUCUCACUUCGAACCACAUGUUUGAUGCUGUUAAUGUUUAUUUAGGUACAAAGGUUAAUGCUUGGACUCAAAGGAUUAAAGUCAACAAACCUGAUAAAGAUGAAGAACUUGCUGUCACUGUCGAUAGGUACCAAGAAGUAACAGAUUAUUAUGAGAGUGUCAAAUUCACAUGGAUCAUGAAGUCCAGGGGAAUCAAACAGAGUGAAAAGAGCACCAAUCCCAAGACAGAGCUUCGAUAUUUCGAGUUGAGUUUUCACAAGAAGCAAAAGGAGAUCGCUUUAAAAUCUUAUUUACCAUACAUACUGCGAAGGGCCAAAGAGAUUAAAGAAGAGAAAAGGGUGGUGAGGCUACAUACGGUUGAUUACAACGGAACUGAUUAUUGGAGUUCCGUGGUUUUAAACCAUCCUGCAACAUUUAAUACAAUGGCUAUGGAACCAGAAAUGAAGAAAGAUUUGAUUGAGGAUCUUGACAUGUUUGUAAGUAGGAAAGAUUAUUAUAGGAGAGUUGGAAAAGCUUGGAAACGUGGCUACUUGUUAUAUGGACCACCUGGCACGGGAAAGUCGAGUUUAGUUGCAGCUAUGGCUAAUUACCUUAAGUUUGAUGUUUAUGACUUGGAUUUAAGAGAGGUGCAGUGCAAUUCGGAUUUGAGAAGGUUGUUGAUUGGUUCAGCGAAUCAUUCUAUACUUGUGAUAGAAGACAUUGAUUGCAAUGUGGGGUUGCAGAAUAGAGAAAAUGAGAAUGAAACAACUGAAGAUGACAAGAUUACACUCUCUGGGUUGUUGAACUUCAUUGAUGGGUUGUGGUCGAGUUGUGGAGAUGAGCGAAUCAUAGUGUUCACAACGAAUCACAAAGACAGACUUGAUCCAGCAUUGUUGAGACCCGGACGUAUGGAUGUACACAUUGAGAUGUCAUACUGCACUUUCAGUGGAUUCAGAGUACUCGCUUCCAAUUACCUAAAGGUAGACGAGCACAGGUUGUUUAAGACAAUUGAGGAUCUGUUUGAGAGAGUUAGAGUAACACCAGCUGAAGUAGCAGGAGAGCUGAUGAAGAGCAACAAUUCUGACAUUGCACUAGAAAGCCUCGUCAAAUUCCUUCAAAACAAGGAAUGGGCGUGACAACAAGCUAAACAACAUUGCUGACUAUAACAGAUGAGACGUUAGGACUCCAGUAUUAGAGUGAGUGAUAUUCUUUCAUAUGUUACAGAGCAGUAAUGUUAUAGUGGUAAUUUUUGCUGAUGCUAUUCAUAAUUAAUUUCGAUUGGUAGAUUCUAUUCA